AUGGAGACUCUCUGUGUGAGGGGUGAUGAGCAGAGUAUAGAGGACAUUCCUACAGAUAUCCGCCCAGAUGACUGCAUCAGGAGCUUAGAGGGACAUCUUGAAUCUUCACAUUUUAAAGCAAACAAUCAUGGUAUAACAGAAGAUACAUAUGGAGAGCAUUCCAUUAUCUCAGAUAUACCCUACAUCUUCCACAGCAAAGAUCCAUCCUCAGAUUCUCUAAAACUGGUCCAAUCUUCUGAUUCACCACAGACUGUUAAGCAAAACAAAAGUUACCGAAGUGGUGAACAUCAUUGCGCUCACACAGUGAAGAAGACAUUUUUCUGUUUAGAAUGUAACAAAUGUUUUUCUCUCAAAAAUAGUCUUGUUAAACAUCAGAGAAAACACACAGGAGAGAAACCAUAUUCAUGUUCGGAAUGUGGGAAAUCUUUUAACCAGAAAUCAGAACUUGUUGUACAUCAGAGAAUUCACACAGGGGAGAAGCCAUUUUCAUGUUCAGAAUGUGGGAAAUGUUUUAACCAGCAAACAAAUCUUGUUAGACAUCAGAUACUUCAUACAGGGGAGAAGCCAUUUUCAUGUUUAGAAUGUGGGAAGUGUUUUAACCAGAAAUCAAGUCUUGUUGUACAUCAGAGAACUCACACAGGGGAGAAGCCAUAUUCAUGUUCAGAAUGUGAGAAAUGUUACAGUGUUAAAACAGAUCUUGUUAGACAUCAGAUACUUCAUACAGGGGCGAAGCCAUUUUUAUGUAGAGAAUGUGGGAAAUGUUUUCAUCAGAAGUCAGAUCUUGUUGCACAUCAGAGAAUCCACCAUGGGCAGACACCAUUUUUAUGUUUAGAAUGUGGAAAAUGUUUUACACAGAAAUCAAAUCUUGUUGUACAUCAGAGAACUCACACAGGGGAGAAGCCAUUUUCAUGUUCAGAAUGUGAGAAAUGUUAUAGUGUUAAAACAGCUCUCAUUAGACAUCAAAGAACUCACACAGGAGAAAAGCCAUUUUCAUGUUCAGAGUGUGGGAAAUGUUUUAACCAGAAACCAAAUCUUGUUGUACAUCAGAGAACUCACACAGGGGAGAAGCCAUUUUCAUGUUCAGAAUGUGGGAAGGGUUUCAACCAAAAGUCAGCUCUUGUUAAACAUCACAAAGUUCACAUAGGGAAGAAGCCAUUUUCAUGCCCAGAAUGUGGGAAAUGUUUUACACGGAAAUCAAAUCUUGUUCAUCAUCAGAAAUACUCACACAAGACUGAAGCCUUAUGCAGGUAGGCUUCCCAAAAACAGCAAAAUUAAUUACAAGUUGUGUGGGAGGAAGAGGUAAUUGUCUAUGAAAUAAUUUUAUUACAAAUACAACUUUGA
Molecule: messenger RNA, 1341 nt
Organism: Bufo gargarizans (Asiatic toad)
Lineage: Eukaryota; Metazoa; Chordata; Amphibia; Anura; Bufonidae
Product: zinc finger protein OZF-like
Exons: 3
Coding region: 1-1251 (416 amino acids)
Biological process (GO): regulation of transcription by RNA polymerase II
Molecular function (GO): DNA-binding transcription factor activity; RNA polymerase II cis-regulatory region sequence-specific DNA binding
Source: RefSeq, a predicted model, not a curated record